Molecule: messenger RNA, 900 nt
Organism: Bathycoccus prasinos
Lineage: Eukaryota; Viridiplantae; Chlorophyta; Mamiellophyceae; Mamiellales; Bathycoccaceae
Exons: 1
Coding region: 1-900 (299 amino acids)
Molecular function (GO): protein binding
Source: RefSeq, a predicted model, not a curated record
AUGUCUUCUUCUGGUGCCGCGACUGCUGCUGCGACUCUUUCGGGAGCGUUUGGAGCGAGGACGCGAGGGCAGAAAAGACGGAUUGGGGAGAGAGAUUCUUUUUCGUUGUGGGAUUUGGUCGUGAAGUGCGACGAUAUUUGUUUCACACAUGUGCUUCCGAGAUUGCAUUCGAAUGAUUUGAAAUUCUUGCACGGAGUGAAUACGGAGACGAGAGCUUUGAUUAAGAGAUCGCCUCGCGCGGGUGAUUUGAAAAAGGGGUUUAGAGUGAGCCAGAUGUCGUCGAUAUCUACGUUGGAGUUUGCGUGGGAGAAUAAAUCGUUGUGGCCGAGAGGCUGGGAUGAAACUUCUUUCUGCUGGAGAGUUGCUCAAACGAAUAAACUCGAGUUGCUCAAGUGGGCGCGAGAAGAGAAAAAGUGUAAGUGGGAUCGAAGGACGAUUCAUGCGGCCGCAGAACAAGGUAAUCUGGAAAUGGUAAAGUAUUGCAUUGCAAAUGAGUGUCCUAUCGGUGCGUUUGCGUGUGCACGUGCUGCCCAAAACGGUCAUCUCGAGGUACUCAAAUACUUACGCGAAGAAGUCAAAGCGACCUGGGAUUCUUGUACUGCAGUUUGGGCGGCUCACAAUGGUCAUCUCCACAUACUCGAAUAUCUUGUUGAGCGUAAGUAUGAUAAAUAUGACGAACGAGCGUGUAUGUGGGCGGCCGUGAACGGCCACUUAGACUGUUUGAAGCACUUGCACGAAACCGCCAAAGCGCCUUGGGACAGUGACGCCGUACGCUACGCUCACAAGAAUAACCAAACCGAGUGUUUACAAUACCUCCUCGACAACGACUGUCCUCUACCACCCGGUUGGCGAUACGAAGGAGGAACGUUAUACGACUCGGAAGAAGACUCGGAAGAGUAA